Archocentrus centrarchus (flier cichlid) is the source of this 1790-nucleotide messenger RNA. RefSeq lists its product as uncharacterized. The transcript has 2 exons. Bases 335 to 1213 code for a protein of 292 amino acids. NCBI's taxonomy places the organism in Eukaryota, Metazoa, Chordata, Actinopteri, Cichliformes, Cichlidae. The record is from RefSeq and is a predicted model, not a curated record.
GUAUGGAGUGCCCGAGCGCCUGCACUCUGAUCAGGGCAGAAAUUUCGAAAGUGCUGUGGUUGCAGAGCUAUGCAAGUUGUAUGGAGUAAAGAAAACCAGGACCACACCCCACCAUCCACAGGGUAACCCCCAGUGUGAGAGGUUCAACAGAACUCUACAUGACCUCCUGCGCACGCUUCCCCCUGAAAAGAAGCGGCGUUGGCCUGAGCAUCUGUCAGAACUUGUGUACGCUUACAAUGUCACACCACAUUCAACCACAGGGUAUUCACCUUACUACCUGCUGUUCGGGGUCCAUCCACACCUCCCGGUUGAUGCCCUGUUGGGCCAAGAGCAAAUGAGGGAUGAUCAGCCUGACUGGUUAAUUACCCACCAAGAGAGGCUGCGGGAUGCGCACGCACGAGCAAGAGAGUGCGCCGAGAGAAAGGCUGCUGGAAGAGUGGUGCAGCAACAGGAGAAAGUGUACUGCCCACCUGUUGGGGUGGGGCAGGAGGUGUACCUCCGACAUAGGCCUCCUGGGAGGAAUAAGAUCCAGGAUGCAUGGGCAAUUCCAGUGUACAAGGUUGUCGAGGUCCAUGGGACUACCUAUACCGUGGAACCUUUGGAGGGAGGCCCGAAGAAGAGGGUCCAUAGGUCCAACCUUCGGCCAUGUGUGGGGCCCGUACCAGUGCAAACCAAGCGUCACUGUUUGGCUGCCCCCACUGUUGAAGGGAUGUUAGUUUCGGAGUCGGAGUCGGAGUCUGACAUGGAGCCAGACUUUGUGUUGAUGGAGGAAGUCAGGUGUUCUCAAGCUGGGCAAGAGGCCAUCGUGGGGCCUGACAACUUGAACCUGCUGGCAGACAGAGCAGGAGGCCAUCAAGUAAUAGAGUGUGAGGAUGUGCCUGAGCAAAGGAGGAGCGAGACACCUAAUAGUGAUGUGGGGGCCAACUCCAUGGACCAUGCCCCACCAUCAGGGCGUUUCAGCUGCCCUGAGGAGAAAGGGGGACCGCAGCCUGUACCCGCUCCGAGAGGAAGGAAGGAGAGGAAGGCCCAGGUGGAGCCACCCGUUCCCCCUCCACGUCGAAGUGAGAGAGAGACUGCAGGGAGACAUAGAAAUAUGUUUCACCUACCCAGAUCAGCAUGUAAUUCUGUGUCCUUUAGCCCAGAUGUGUUCUCUCAGAUACUAGCAGGGGUGGCCCUUUAUACAUCCAACCUUAGAGAAGGGAUGGGGGAGUAGGAAGUCACCGAGGACGUUGACUUUUAGCAGGGGAGAAUGUAGCCAGGUGAAAUUGGAAGCGAUUAAAUAGAGGGUUAAACAGCCCCACCUGGUGGAGCAUUGUUGUCAUUCUCACUGAAGCUGGUUAGUCUCGCGAGAAUGCGGAAAUCCCGCGAGAUUUCAGAUCGAGGCUAGAGGCCAGACUAAUGUCCCGUACGCCAUCAGAUCGCCGCAAAGCUGCUUGAGAAACCGAUUGUUUGCCGCAUGGUGUGGAAAAGCCAGAGCAGUGGAGCAGCAGGGGAGAAAUCCAGUGAUAGGCUGAGGUGGUGUGUUAUAGCACAGGCUGACCACUGGAGUCAGAGUAAGUCACCGACUAUUCCCUGGUGUUAUGAUGUGAAGUGUUAUGUACUGUUUUGCUGUAAAACACUGUUUAGAUUAACUUUAUUGAGGGUAUAGAGUUUAGUCGUGUUGUAAUAUUGUGAAUGUGUUUGAUUGUUUUAUUCCUUUUCUUCUUGUCUUUGUUUUCUUUAUCAGAAAAGUGAGGCCACUGCUGUUGUCUGUAUAGGGAAUCUGAUUUGUACACAGUAGGAAAGCUUAG